AUAGGCCCUACUGUUUAGUGAUUCUGUAUGCACCUGAAGAGCAGAUUUUGAUAUAUAGAUCUAGAUCUAGGGCCCUAACAAAAACUUCUUUAUUAAUGGAUCAAGAUUUUGGGGAGAAAAAAUUGUUUGGUCGCAGAGAGAGAGAGGAAAGCAAUCAAGCUAUAGCUAUACAUACAAGUGUAUAUUAUAUAUAAAACAUUGUAUAUAAAUUUUUAAAAUUAUAAUAAUUUUUGGCCAGAAACGAUUUGUUCACUUGGUUUAGACAUUUUUAACUGCAAAGUCUACCCUACGUCCGGCCUAGCAACUUUAAUUAAGCUACUGAUCUACUUCCGGUGAACUGAGAAGGAAACGAACAAGACGAGGAAUUUUGGGAGUUUCCACUUGGAAUUUAUUCAGUUAUUUUGUUUUAAUGGAUGGCUGAUAAGAAAACUGUAGGCCUAAACACUAAAACUGUCACUUUAGAAACCUGUGAUCGAACAGCUUUAUGUUCAUUGGUAUUUGGGUGCGCUCGUCUCCACUUUUGAUCGAUGGAUGAGCCAACGGAUUUGUCUGUUGGGGCAGUAGGCCUAGCAGACGGGGUGCAUACCAAACAUGAGAUCGACUCCCCGAUGUCUGCUGGGUCUGUUUCGGAACAGACUGUCGAAGAUAGUCCAAAUAUGAAAGAGGAAGAAACUUAUAAAUCUAGAUCUAGUCCUGGUGUUGAAGGGCAGCAGUUGUCGAGAAAUGAUGGAAUCAAUCAUGGAGCUUUAGUCAUGCAAAUGAAACCUGGCAUUGAUGGACACGACUUUGAAACAGAAAUCCGUCUUCAUCAAGUAUCGAACGAAUGGGUUCCUUCUUCGAAAGGGUCAAAUAAAGGUGCUAAAAAUGAUCAAAAGACUUAUAAGUUUACAUCAGAUAAUGAUAGUGGCAAUAGUUAUUUCUCCCUGUGCCAGAAUGUCACAGGAACUAUGAACACUGAUAGCAAGAAUAUAAAUGGUGACUGUGGUCAAGGGAAAACUCAAACUCUCACUGAUAGCAGUGGUGAGCUUAUCCAAAUUGUGAAAACAGAACCGCUAUCUGACUGCGAAGAUGAAGUGCAACCGGAAGUUGAGAAUUUCGUAAAACAAGAAGUGUCAGAUUUGGAGAGUCCAGAUUUCUCAGAGAUAGGAAAGACAGAAAGACAAGAAGUUGGAGAUGCGGAGGACCAGAUGUGUGUUGAUCCUACGUCGGGUGAGGAUCACAUCAGUCAGGCUGGCAAACACCAACCACAAGUCUCCAACUCAAAUAGCUCGUGUAAGAAUCAGAGUUCAAACCCAGUCACCCCUGCUGCUGCAUCCAGUAGUUCGACUUUGUCUGCCCAUCCAGCUCUGCUCAGUCUUUUAGAGCGCAGAGUCACAAGUUCUGGCCCUGCGUGGAAUCAAGAUCAUAAUUUAAGUGGUGUGAACGAUGCCUUGACAGGUGGUCUCAAACCAGCCCAAGAGAAACUGGUCCAGAAACGACGCGACGACAUCUUAAGUUGUACUCUGGAGACGAAGCAAACGGCUCACCAACGGAAAGUCAACAACGUGCUCCGAGACGUGGCUGCCUCUGGGGAUGUCCGAGCUGCCGUGAAGUCCUUGGACCUCCAACAGCCCAGCGCCGCGGAGAAUAAGCAGUUCAUGUGGAGUAAAAGUCUCAUUGAUACGUGCCACUUGUAUUUGAUACGUUCUUCCGCGAUGAAGGCGACGGCUGCGAGCGACGAAUCGGAGAAAGAUGGCCGUGAGGCUGUGCCGAAGGAUGUUUCUGACGAUAACAGCAGCAACGGUGUUGUGGAAGAUACGUAUAAAGUUGUGAAAUGUUGCAUGAGCGGGCGUUGCCACGUGGAGAACCCCGCAGAGUGUAGUGGGAAGAAAGAGUCGGACUCUAACUGUGGCGGUUCAGGUUUGAACCUCAGUUUACCCGCGGUGAAGGAAAAACCGUUCACAUGUGAUUUUUGCGGGAAGCGUUUUUCGUGCAGCGGCAACUUGAAGAGUCAUCGGAGGACGCACACGGGGGAAAAGCCGUACCCGUGCGACAUAUGUGACUUGCGGUUUGCACGCAGCACGGACCUGGUGCGGCACAGGAGAACACACUUGACCGAAAAGCCCCACAAGUGCGAUGUGUGCGGCGAAUGUUUUGCCAAAGUUCAGGAGCUGCAGAGACACUACCGAAGACAUACGGGGGAAAAACCGUACAAGUGUGACAUGUGCGAUUUCAGCUGUCGGAAGAAUAAGGAUCUCGUUCUGCACAGAAGGAAGCAUACGGGUGAAAAACCGUACAAAUGCGAAGUUUGCGACGUGAAGUUUGCGCGGAGGUCGUACCUGGUGGUUCACCAGAGAAGACACACGGGCGAAAAGCCUUUCAUCUGCGAUAUUUGUGAUGUGGGGUUCGCUCAUAAAAACACGCUGCAGAACCACAGGAGGUUACACUUCGGAGAAAAACCGUACAAAUGUGAAAUUUGUGAUGCGGGGUUCGCACAGAAAUCUGGACUCGUGUGCCACAAAAGGAAACACACGGGGGAGAAGCCUUACAUCUGUGAGAUGUGCAACGUAGGGUUUGCACACAAGAAAAACUUGCAGAAUCACAGGCAGUUACACCUGGGAGAAAGGCCGUUCAAGUGUGAGGUGUGUGGGGAGGGGUUCACAAACAGGAGCAUUUUGCAGAGUCACAGUCGGACGCACAGUUUAGAAAGACCUUUUUUGUGCGACAUUUGCGGUGUCGGCUAUAAGUGGAAGAACACGCUGAAAAUUCAUAAAAUGAAGCACUUGAAAGAAAAACAGAAGGUGUAAAGUUUGUGGUUACUGGUGAGUGUGUGGUGCAUAAAAUUUGUGGUUUUGUGGUUACAAAUAUGUGAUAAUUUGAUAAGGAAGUGUCUACGUACUCCCCGAUUGGGGUCUACGUAGUCAUGGUGUCUAGGUGGACCCCAAAAAUGUUGGAUUG
Messenger RNA from Aplysia californica (California sea hare), 2937 nucleotides. Its product is annotated as zinc finger protein 37 homolog. Gene Ontology annotation, molecular function: RNA polymerase II cis-regulatory region sequence-specific DNA binding; DNA-binding transcription factor activity, RNA polymerase II-specific. NCBI's taxonomy places the organism in Eukaryota, Metazoa, Mollusca, Gastropoda, Aplysiida, Aplysiidae. The transcript has 2 exons. The coding region runs from base 528 to 2786 and encodes 752 amino acids. Gene Ontology annotation, biological process: regulation of transcription by RNA polymerase II. The record is from RefSeq and is a predicted model, not a curated record.